UGCUCCCUAAUCUGGGGAGAACAGCCUGAGUAGCCCAAGUGGUGAGGUCCUGAGGAGAAAGCAGCUACGUGGGCAUUUACAUUUACCACAUCCUGAAGAUCCCAGGAGAUCCUGAUGUCCCCAUUCUGCCCUAGACUGGGUCUUCAUCCCCAGCAAAGCGGAAGUCCACUGGGCUGAGGACAAAAGAUGCUGUUUCCUCACCUACCUUCCAUCUGGUGGACCUGACCCUAAUCUCUGGGACAAAGAUGGUGGGUGCGAAAGCCGUCACAGUCCCCAGCACCUCCCUAGACCUGGCACAGCAACACAGCGGAGUCAGCAGUGUCAUAGUGAAAACCCCUUUCUAUCAGGUGUCCUGCUGUGGGCCUGUUCCUUGUACCAGCUGCUGCCACGCUAGGUGGCCUUCUCUCACAGAGUCUACUUGUAGCCGCCUGUUCUACAUCCUGCUCCAUGUGGGAGCCUCAGCAGUCUGCUGCCUCCUGCUGUCAAGGACAGUAGUGGAAAGGGUCUGGGGCAAGGCACAUGGGAUCCAGAUGCCUUCAGGGUUGUGUGUCCACCUGUUUGGCCACUCUGACUGUCCAGUGCUCAGUGGCUCUGGGGCUGUAUACCGCAUAUGUGGAGGAACUGCCACCUUCCACCUGCUGCAGGCUGUGCUGCUGGUCCACCUCCACUCCCCCACCAGCCCACGGGCACAGCUGCAUAAUAGCUUCUGGCUCCUCAAGCUGCUGUUGCUGUUAGGUCUCUGUGCUGUUGCCUUCUGCAUCCCUGAUGAGCAUCUCUUCCCAGCCUGUCAUUACAUUGGCAUCUGUGGAGGCUUCACAUUCAUCCUACUGCAGCUGGUGCUUAUCACAGCCUUUGCCCAUUCCUGGAACAAGAACUGGCUGACAGGUGCAGCCCAAGACUGCAGCUGGUUCCUAGCUGUGCUGCUGGCUACCCUAGGAUUCUACAGCAUGGCAGGUGUGGGAGCUGCACUCCUGUUCCAACACUACACGCACCCCGCUGGCUGCCUACUCAACAAGAUGCUGAUUAGUCUGCACCUUUGCUUCUGUGGCCUCCUCUCCUUCCUCUCCAUCGCUCCUUGCAUCCGCCUCAAGCAACCUCGCUCUGGCCUUCUACAAGCCUCUGUCAUCAGCUGCUAUAUCAUGUAUCUGACCUUCUCUGCACUGUCCAGCCGUCCUCCAGAGAGAGUAAUCCUUCAAGGACAGAAUCACACCCUGUGCCUGCCUGGCCUGAGCAAAACGGAACUCCAAACACCAGAUACCUCAAUAGCAGUGUUGAGUGCUGGCAUCAUGUAUGCUUGCGUACUUUUUGCUUGCAACGAGGCUUCCUACCUGGCUGAGGUAUUUGGACCCCUGUGGAUUGUCAAGGUUUACAGCUAUGAAUUCCAGAAGCCCUCGCUCUGUUUCUGCUGCCCUGAAACACUGGAGGCAGAGGAAGGGCAAAGGGCUGGAGCUGCCAGGCCAGUUGACGAAGAGACCCCUCCAGCUCCUCCAGUGCAAGCCCAGCAUCUUUCCUACAGCUAUUCUGCCUUCCACUUCGUCUUUUUCCUUGCUUCACUCUACGUCAUGGUUACCCUUACCAACUGGUUCAGUUAUGAAGGAGCAGAACUGGAAAAGACCUUCACAAAGGGUAGCUGGGCUACCUUCUGGGUCAAGGUUGCCUCCUGCUGGGCCUGCGUACUGCUCUACCUGGGGAUGCUACUGGCACCAUUCUGUUGGUCCCCCACCCAGAACCCCCAGCCCCCUAUGUUCAGGGGGCACUGCCAUCGCAUCGUAUUGCCAGAUAAGAAACAGCCUCCAGUCUAG
This is a messenger RNA of Lemur catta (Ring-tailed lemur), 1802 nucleotides long. RefSeq names its product serine incorporator 4 (gene SERINC4). The record is from RefSeq and is a predicted model, not a curated record. Gene Ontology annotation, cellular component: membrane. Lineage: Eukaryota; Metazoa; Chordata; Mammalia; Primates; Lemuridae.